AUGGGUCGGGUCAGCCGUCCGGGGCCCGUUCGGCAGCAGUCCAGCCUGCCGCAAUACCUGCGACGAAUUGUUAAGUGGCAGCAGAUGGACGCGGAGUACUGCUUCUGGCAAAUGUUGCACCUCUGCCUCACGCCGCGCGUCGUCUACCAACACACCAAGUACCACAAACAGACGAAGAACCAGUGGGCGAGGGACGACCCUGCGUUUAUGGUCAUCUCCGCCAUGCUGCUCGCCAUCUCCGCCAGCUCCUACUGCAUUGCGUACGGGCAUGGCAUCGCGCAGGCGGGUCUGACGGUGUUUUCAGUGGUGGUCUUUGACUUCCUUCUCAUUGGUGCCGCCAUCGCCACUCUCUGCUGGUUUGUGUGCAACCGGUAUCUGAGGGACACUGGGGGCGUGGCGUCACAUGCAGUGGAGCAGAAGGUGGAGUGGCUGUAUGCCUUUGACGUGCAUUGCAACGCCUACUUCCCUCUGUUUGUCCUGCUCUACGUCGUCCAAUACUUCCUCUCGCCGCUCCUCCUUGCUCCCGGCUUCAUCCCUCUCCUGCUCUCCAACACCCUCUACUUGGUCGCCUUCUCCUAUUACCAUUACCUCAACUUCCUGGGUUACGACGUUCUGCCUUUCCUAGACAAGACCACUGUUCUGCUCUACCCCAUGCCCUUGCUGCUGCUUCUCUUCCCUAUAUCCCUUCUGUCUCGCUUCAACCCGACUCAAUUCGCGCUCAGCUACUAUUUCAGCUGA
Closterium sp. Naga37s-1 is the source of this 738-nucleotide messenger RNA. The record is from the annotation of a GenBank genome assembly. NCBI's taxonomy places the organism in Eukaryota, Viridiplantae, Streptophyta, Zygnematophyceae, Desmidiales, Closteriaceae.